Messenger RNA from Fraxinus pennsylvanica, 1602 nucleotides. The record is from the annotation of a GenBank genome assembly. Lineage: Eukaryota; Viridiplantae; Streptophyta; Magnoliopsida; Lamiales; Oleaceae.
AUGGCUAUGGUGUCCAAGAAAGAUAUGUCGCCCGCCUAUGGAGAAACAGUGGAAGAAAUCUUGAAAAUCUACAAAUCACUGCCGCCGAGACCCUCCAUUGAAGAGGUUGAGGCUGCAACAUCUGUAAUCGACACAGUGGAAGAACAAGAACGCCUUCGAUUGGAGGAAAUCUCCAAUCAACUGCCCCCACAAGAUGUUCUCCCAGAGCUCUUCUCUGUGCUGCAACAAGUGAAGAAGAACAUGGUUUUGUUACAAAGCUAUGAGCAGAGGAAAGAGGCCGUCCACUUGAUUGAGCUCGACAAGAUUUUCAAGGUGUUUGAUGGGCUAAUCCAGAAGGCUUCUGGGUUUGUUUCUGGAAAUGAUCAUGUCGAGGAUCAGCGAAAUUCUAGUGAUGUAAUUGAAAUUGAUGAGGUUGAGGCCGAAAACGUUGUGAUCAGUGAUGAGAAUUCGACAAUCAGGAAGAUUAUUGAAAAAGCUGAUCGAGAAUAUUCGAAGAAUGCUGAUGAUUUUAAGGGUUCUUCUACAAAGGCUACCAUUUCCCCUGCAGGAAGAGGAGAUGCAGAAAAGUUGAGUAUGAUCCAAGUGGCUGCCAUUUUUGAAGAUUUUGCUAAAACAGGAGCAAGUAUUCUAGAUCUUCAUGGAAAAUUGAUGGAGAAGAUUGAGUGGCUUCCUUUAUCUCUUGGCAAGCUAUCAAAUGUUACUGAACUAAACUUUUCCGAAAAUCAAAUCAUGGCUCUUCCAACCACUAUAGGCAAUCUGAAAACCUUAAAGAAGUUUUACAUCGCUGCCAACCAACUUAUAAACCUUCCAAAUUCAUUUGGGGAGCUACAUAAUUUAACAGAUGUCAAUCUUUGUGCAAACAUGUUAAAAUCACUACCUGAGACUUUUGGGAACUUGAAAAACCUGAUUAAUCUAGAUUUGAGUUCGAAUAAGUUUGUGAAUUUACCAAAUAUUGUUGGGGAUCUUAGUUCUUUACAGAGAUUGAAUAUGCAAUUGAAUGAUCUUGAAGAACUUCCUUACACUAUUGGAUCAUGCUCAUCACUUUUAGAACUAAGAUUAGAUUUCAAUCAGCUCAGAGCUCUUCCCGAGGCAAUUGGGAAGCUUGAAUGCUUGGAGAUUCUUACCUUGCACUAUAACAGGGUCAAAGGAUUGCCAACAACGAUGGGGAAUCUUUCGCAUCUCAAGGAGCUUGAUGUUAGAUUCAAUGAACUUGAAAGCAUACCAGAAAGCCUUUGUUUUGCUGUUAGCCUUGAAAAAUUGAACGUUGGGAAAAAUUUUGCGGACCUGAGAACCUUGCCAGAAUGUAUUGGAAAUCUUGAGAUGCUCGAAGAGCUAGAUAUCAGUGACAAUCAGAUAAAAAGUUUGCCUAAUUCCUUCAGAUUCUUAAGGAGGUUAAGAAUUUUUCAUGCUGAUCAAACUCCAUUAGAAGUGCCACCAAUGCAAAUAACAAAAUUGGGUGCACAGGCUGUUGUACAGUACAUGGCUGAUUUCGAGAGGGAUGUGAAGUCUCCAAAGAUAAAGAAGAAGAAAAAAGGGUUAUGCUCUUACAUCUGCCCACUGCUCUGUUUUGGCACUGGGAGUCUGGGAGAGAAAAGGGGAUGA